Molecule: messenger RNA, 5618 nt
Organism: Cryptomeria japonica (Japanese cedar)
Lineage: Eukaryota; Viridiplantae; Streptophyta; Pinopsida; Cupressales; Cupressaceae
Exons: 11
Coding region: 3757-4593 (278 amino acids)
Source: RefSeq, a predicted model, not a curated record
CUCGGGGCAGUUUUUCAGUUUUCUUCACCAAAGAUUUGGCAUAGCAGUCAUUCGGAUGGCAGGUCAAGAAAUUUCACAAAUAUUUAAUGUUUAUCUCUGCGGGGCAAGGCUGACGUGGGAACCUAACAUUGGCUGUCCUUUGAUAUUGGUUUUCAUGGUAUGCUCGUUCAACCAUCUGUCUUCAGUUGUGGGCAAAGGCAGUCAUCCUGGAUGGGAUGGUUAACGUGGUAAAACGAGUGUUAGGCAUGGAGUAUUCACCAUCAAAACACUGAGACCUCAACAUUAUAAGGCUAAGAUCACGAUGGCUUCAGAAAUAGAGGCCGUGCAAAGGGUUAUAAGGCUUUUGAAUUCUGAUUUAAACUCAGAUUCAAAUAGCGUUACAAAAUGUUGUUCAGGUGAUUCAGAUCAUGCGAGGAGCAGAUAUGAAGAUGUUGCCCUUACCCACAAAGCAAGAGAAGUUGCAUUGCGUUUGUGUGGUGAGGACUGGAAUUACGAAGUUGUGUACUGGCUGCUCAACUUUUGGGAAAAACAAGAGCCUUUUAACCCACGAGAUGUCAGAGAGGGCAACGUACCUUUCGGCAAUAGAAGCAAAUUUGAAGAGAUGAACAAAAUUAUAUGUAGCAUGGGUAGAGUUCUCGGAGAAGAGCGACUGGGUAGAGUUCUCGGAGAAGUCCGUUAAAGAAGUGAUGACUAGCAUGGGAAAGUCCUGCUCGGACAAGUUCAUUGAGGAGCAUAAGAAGAUCGUGGGACAAACCUUUCUUGAUGCGAAAGAUAGUAUUAGUACAGGUAUAAGUGAGGAUGAGGAAUUUUCAAAAGUGAUUUUGUUUCAGGAAUUUGCCUCUCAAGGAGACACAUCAGAUGCUAUCUGGAAUUUUUUGUGGUACUUCUCCUCCUCCUAUGUACUAGGACAUAUGGUAAAUCUAAGUCUUUCGUUACUGUUCAAAGAAUGGUUCAAGGAAGAGUGCCAGACAAGAAACCGAAGGGAUUUCAUCAUGUUCACCGCCAUACUCUCUCUUCUCUCCGAGAUCCAAUGGAGGGAGCUGUUGAGAAUUGUUAAACAGGCAUGUGAUGAUCGGCAAAUUACAUCCUUGGCCUACAAUGACAAAACUGGAAAUUACGAUAUUCUCAAUAAGAUUUUAAUCCUUGCAGUGAGGGAUGAGUUCAGUGUUGUGGUGAACAAGGUAUUAGAGUGGGGUGCCCAGCCACAAGCGAACCUUGGCCCAGACCAACAGAAUAUGGCUCUAUAUUAUGCUAUAUUGUAUGAUAAUAAAGAAAUUGUGAGAAGUCUUUUCGACAAAUGUCAUUCAAAAGAGCAGUUCGCCAAUGCAGCAAACGAAAAAGGAAUGACUGCUCUUCAUUGGGCGUGUGAAAGUGGUUCUGAAGUAAGCAUUUGUCGAAUGAUUGUUGAAUGCGGGGGAAAGACGAAUGUUCGAGACAAUAGAGACCGCCUCCCCCUCCACUAUGCAGUUGAGAGAGGGGACGAAGGUAUUGUCGAUGUGUUGAUUGGAGAAGGUGACAGCGAUACAGUGCAGAGUUAAGAUUUGUAUGAAAGGAGGGCGGAGAUGGUUACUUGGAAAGACAAAGAUGAGGUGAGCCCUCUGGAUAUGGCCGUCAAGGACAAUAACUUAAAGCUAAUGUUGAAGCUAUUGUCGGUUUCUCAAAUAGCGCUACACACAUUUUUUGAUAAGCUCGAUUCUGCCAAGAUUCUGCGUGAGUCUGCCUCUCAAGGCAAUGUGGAAUUUGUGAAAAAAAUCUUGGAGAGUGGAGCAGAUCCUCUUGCUUGCGAUGAGCAGGGCCAAACAGCUUUGCAUCACGCUUCUAUGUGUGAAGAUGCCUACAAAGCACGUAUGCUAAUCGAGUUAAUGCUCGAGAAAUGUACAAGCGAGGAAGAGAAGAAGAAAUGGGUGAUCAAACAAGAUGAUAUGGGUAAAACAGCUAUCCAUGUUGCAGCUAUGAAAGGAAAUGCACGCCUCUGUUACUUAUUUUGCAGAAUAAAUGAAGGCAUUCUGCAAAUAAGAGAUACAGAUGGGCGAACAGCUCUCUUCGAAGCUGUUAAAGGAGGCUACGACGAUCUCUGUUCGGGUUUAAUAAAUUGGAAACAAAAUUUUCAUGAUGACUCCAUCGUUGACCAGAGCGGGCUGACAGUACUACAUGUGGCCGCUUCAGAGGGUAGAAUGCGUAUAGCAGAUGUGUUUGGUCAGACGGCGCUUCAUAAAGCCGCUAAAGGGGGACAUGUGGAUGUAAUAAAAGUUUUAUUGCACUGGGGAGCUCAUCCCCUUGUCGAGAGAGAUUGUGAUGGCCGAACAGUGCUACACUAUGUCGCGCAAACCAUAACUGGAGAGGAUGGAAAAGAAGUUGCCGAAUUGCUGUUAAAGAAGUGUGGAUCUGAUGAAAAGAAAUAUAAAAUCCGCUGCAGGGUUAGGCACUGCAGACCAACAUUUAGCCGAAUCUCCUCUCAGAAACUUCCUUGUAGAAGAAAAGAAAAAUAUCACUGAAAAUCUGAAAAAAGCAGGAAAGGAAAACAACUUGUUAAAGACAGCUGCAUGUCUGGGUGAUAUUGACCUCACCAAAGAAUUGCUUACCAGGGGUGCUAAACUCGAGGACAUUAAAGAUCAGAACUGGAGGAAAAAGUUAAGCGAACAGGAGGGAAAUAAUGUUGAGACAGGUAUUCCAAUAAACUUGAGAAUUUUUUUACAUCUUUACGUAAUUAGAUUUACGAAGUCUGGUUGUUUACAGUUUCGCAGCAAAUUCAAAGCAUUACAGAACAAGCAAAUGAUCAACCAACUACAUCUGACAAUUUGGGAAGGAGUGAUUUUUCAAAUGGUUAUCGCAUUGCUUUUGAUGAUGCAGACAGAGGGCAUUUUGUUGAAGACAGCUGCACAAGUGGCAUUAUUACCAUCUGAAAUGUCCAAUUCUGAAACGUCAAAAUUUCCCGGUUUUCAAAUUUUAGAACAUACAGAAAAGGGCAAAAAGAAAUACCACCAAAUUGAGACAAGCAUAAAAUUAUUGCUCGGUGCCGAGUAUAGAAAUACCACCAAAUUAAAAAGUAAUUUUUCUCAGAUUAUGAAGAAUAAGAUAGCUGAAUGCUGGAUGGAGAUAAAAUAUAAAAUAUCAGGCAAAAUGACAAAGGAAGGAGACUUACUUCGUGAGUUUUUAAAUGUGUACGAGGCUAAAUACCAUCGGAUAUUUAAAUCACUAGCUGCUAUGGAUAGCAGAGGCAUGGUAAUCCUUUCGUAUAACUAUUUCCUAAUUUCGUUUUCAGUUCAAAGUAAAAGCUCAACAAUCACGGUUAGAAAUUAACUGUCCGAUAUAACGCUUGGAAAUACAAGAAUGAAUCAGAAGCAUUAGCGGGAAUGGCAGUAGAAAUAACGAAAGGAAUGGAAGAAAUAAUGACAGAUGCCCAGUGGUUUCAGAAAUACCCUGAGAAAGCAGAAACAUGUUAUAUGGAUUGAGAUUAUCUUUCCAUGCAUCCUUGCGGUUCUAUUUGCCAUCUCGUUUAAUUGGAUAUUAUGGCUUGUGCUCGAUAGAUGCAACAUCUUUUCCUGUAGCUUUAGCCUUAUCAAAGAAACUAAUGAGCGGUGUAAAUCCCGUGAGUGAUCAAUUAGUGAGCAGUUUAAAACUUCCUAACCACAGUGAAAAGCUUGGCUAUCAGGAAGACAUAAUCUCUGAUAUUACUUUCUUGAAAAAAGAAAUUAGCAAAAACCCUUAUUGGUUGUGCACUUCACAACAGGGUCUUCUAUAUACAGUGGAGUGAACAUGCCUAGUUUGAUACCCAGUGCUAAUCUUAGAAUAAUUGUAUUUAUCGACGAUCUUGAUCGAUGUCAAGAAGCAAUCGUUCUUCAGGUUUUAUCGGCUAUUAAUCUGGUAUUCGCCGUCUGUGAAAUCAGCGUGAUUCUAGGAAUGGAUAAAGAGUUGAUCCAACGGGCAAUAAUGAAAAGGUAUGGAGAUAAAUCCUUGAAAAAUAGCAAGUUUGCAGACAAGUAUUUACAAAAGAUAAUACAACUGCCAUUAGACCUGCCUGACCCUAGCCAAGUCCAAUCAAAGGAUUUUUUGGAUCGACACUUGGGAGUGUUCCAAAAACAAAGUAAGGAAGGCCAUUCAGAAUCAGAAAUAGAUACAGAAGAUGAUUCCAUGCCAGAAAUAGAUAGAGCAUACAAUGCUCUAUUUUCUGCAUUCGAACAGUCUGAAAAAUAUUAUGUGCCCGAUUUUCUUAAAAAAUUGCUUGGCUCAGUGGCUCCUAUAUCAGGAGAAGGAAGUAGCUCAGCAGAAACGGUAGAUGAUCCACCGCAAACACAACCAGCUGGAAGAAUUGCUAUAGAUAUUCAGGACACAGAUGGAACAAGUAACCAGCAGCAUAUCAGUGAGUCAAAUAUCAGAAGGGAGUUAAUUCCUAUAAGGGAGCUGCUGUUCGUGAGAUACAGUGAAGGAGAGCGAGACGCAUUUUGCCACUUUCAAGCGAUGACUACAGAAUUCCGAAAAUUGCCUCGAGAGUGGAAGCGUUUGCUUACCUACCAUCGGCUGGUCUGGUAUAUCUUCGUUAUGAAUAAUGAAACGAAGCAUAUGGAUGGAUGGCUGGUUCAGUUGAUUACUUAGAUAUUCAUCUGUUGGGAAUUUGAGGAAAAUAUAAAUACUCUUCUACAGGGAUGGAAAGACAUUGAUCUUCUUAAGACCUAUAAACUGGAACCAGAAUCAGAGUCAGAAUCGAAGUUGAAAUCAAAAUCAGAAUCAAAAUCAGGACCCGGGGGACCGUCACUACGAGCGAUCAUUAAUCAUUGCAUAAAGAAAUGGGAAGGAGACGUCAAGGAGAAUAAUGCUACAGAUUCCAAAAACAGAGAGGUGGCAGGACAAGAGAACUUGAUCUCAGUUGUGAAAGAAAAUAAUGGUAAGUUGGAUAAAGCAUUAAAAGAAGUAGUGAACUCACAGCAAGUAGGCAAGAGUGAAAAUAAAGACCCACCAACACAGAACUUGGAGGAAGCUACAAAGUCCCAAAAUAUAGAGGUUCCUGAAAGCAGCAACAAAGAGCAAUUGAAAUUGAAGGAAGGUGUUAAUGACCAAACGACAUCAGUAAGAGAUGCUACUAAAGCUGGAGAUUGUUCUGAAAGCAGCGAAAUGGCAGGACCAGAGAACUUGAUGACAGCUACUGAUAAGUUAGAUAAAGCACUGAAAGAACUAGAUUCCCUUAAGAAAGAAAUGGAAGAAUUGAAAGAACUGGUGAAUUCCCAGCAGGCCGGCAAGACUGAAAAGAUGGGUGGAGAAAAGAAAUUGAAGUUACAAAGUUGGCGGAGACUGAAAUCAGCACUGGGCAAAUAUGAUGUGUCAAUGGAUGGUAUACAAGCUUUUCAGAGGUUUAGAUUCUACUGUGAAGCGGGGCAUAUCCAAUGGCCAUUGAAUCCGAAUGAAGACUUAAAAUUUCCACAUGUCAAAAAGAUGUUGAAAGACACUGUCCCUUUUAACACUAUUGCUUAAAUUAGAUUUUGAGGUUGGAGCAUUGUGAGGAACAUAACACUAAUGACUUGCAAACCUUUGUUUGUGAGUGCCACAGGUACAUUAGUAUGUUAGAGAUCAUCUUAUAUAUCAGAUUUUCUAUAUAUGAGUUUAAGCCCAACUUAAAAGAGGAA